This is a messenger RNA of Trematosphaeria pertusa, 1002 nucleotides long. RefSeq lists its product as uncharacterized. NCBI's taxonomy places the organism in Eukaryota, Fungi, Ascomycota, Dothideomycetes, Pleosporales, Trematosphaeriaceae. The record is from RefSeq and is a predicted model, not a curated record. Gene Ontology annotation, molecular function: protein binding. The transcript has a single exon. The coding region runs from base 1 to 1002 and encodes 333 amino acids.
AUGUACCUACCGACCGAACUGCACGACGAGAUCCUGCAGCAUCUCGGGAAAGCGGAUCUUCCAGCCUACCGCCUUAUCUGCCGGGACUUCGCCAGUCAUGGAGCUAGGCCACUCUUCCAACGCAUUCGCUUCAAGACAUCGCUGCCUGAGUUCAAAAGGCUGGCCAGAAUUUCCACCCGUCCUCACUUGGGCUCUUGCGUUAAGUUGCUGGUAUGGGACACCAAUUACUGCGGCUACGAGGCCGAAAGUCUUUGCGAAGGACUCAAAACACGCGAAUUGGACUGGCUGCUCAAAGGCACUUCCGCUUCUCAAGCCUGUACAUCGCAGACAGACGAACAAACGCUGGACGAUGGGAAACAACCGUCAAUCGGCUCGCUCGGCCUCUUCCUCUUCCAGGCGAUCUUUUCCGGGCUCCCCAAUCUCUGUAAACUGUACGUCCUAGCCGCUGAUUUCCCCGCACAGGAGUAUCCGCAAUGGAGGACGGGACACAGUUCCGAGGUGGAAGCCUCCAACCAAGAUUGGUAUGCUACUCGCGAGGGGUACGAGAAGCUAUCGAGCUCGCGCAGCAAGCGAAUUGUGAAGAGUGACGGAAGUUACGAAGUACAGAUAGCGCUGCUAGCGGCUCGUCUAGCCGGAUGUUCCAUGUUAGAACUCCGUGGGGGAUAUCUGAACUGGCGCCCGUUUCUGCAGGCAUAUAUCUGGCCACCGAUGGAACCCUUCGCUCAUCUGACGAGCCUUCGUCUAGUCCUCAGCUUGCCAUCGGCGCAACUGGCGCACAGAGUCCUGCCCGGGGAAAUCUCCCACACUCCAUCCAGAGGGGCCAUGAUUUCCCUCAGGAAUGCCCUCCACAGCGCGACGGGCUUACACGCGCUCGAACUCCAGCUCGAUCCGCAGAUCUGGUGGCAGGCGACAGACUUCCAACGCCCGGGCUUGGUACUGCAAGACAUUGUCGCUUCGACGCAGCAAUUCCCCUUCCUGAAGGAACUCACUCUCCACCGCUGA